ACCAAAACAGUCCAUUUUGGGACCACUCACGUCCAUAUCACUAAUACAAUAAAAGUUAUCCCGACAUGUCACCACCGCCGUUAAUUCGGGCAUUCAUAAACGAACGUCUGGCAGCCGCUGCAGAGGAGAUAUUUGAGUUUUUUGAGCGAAUAGUUGUCAAAUACGAAGAAGAAGCUUCCAGUUCGCAGAUGGAGAUAAAACGCCUCCGAGGUGUUCUGCUGGAUUUUGUUUCACACCACAAAACAGACUUUUUGCAGUCAGCAGCCCAUGAGGAGGAACAUUCCCUCGAACAGCAUCCCUGUCAGCGGGAGUUGAGGGUGAACUUCGGUCGCACGGAAUUAGAGCUGCUCCACGUUAAACAGGAACAUCCGGCACUGUGGGAGGCAGACGACCAAGUCCGGGAGGAUUCCCAAGUCUUGUGCGCGCCUCAGUCUUCUGGCUGGGAGCAAGAUGAGCGAGAAGACAACAAAGGGUCUCUGCAGAUGGAGAUUCAGGUGGACACUGCACCCCUGACGCUUCCUGUCAGCACUCUUCAAUUAUCCCCGCCCCGGGAUGGACUUGAUAGACAAACCCUAGAGGGAUCAGCAGGGCAAACCUUCACCGAGUUGUCACAUCUGACUUUGGUCACGCAGGACUACCGCUGUCACCUGUGUGACAAGUCCUUCUCCUUCAACCACCACCUGGUCAACCACGCGCUCCGCAUCCACUGGAAGGACGUGCGCUGCGCCGUGUGCGGAGACUCCCUGGAGUCCCCCGUGCGCCUCAGCGAGCACCUUCAGUCGCACCGCGGCUCCAAGACCUGCCCCACGUGCGGCAAGCGGUGCAGCAGCGUGAGCGCGCUGGCCGAGCACACGACCAGCCACACGGGCGAGAAGCCGCACCGCUGCCACAUGUGCGGCAAGGAGUGCAGCCGCAAGGGCGACCUGAAGAUACACAUGAGGAUCCACACGGGCGAGAAGCCGUACUGCUGCUCGCACUGCGCCAAGCGCUUCACGCACAGCGGGCACCUGAGGAAGCACCUGAGGAGCCACACGGGCGAGAGGCCGCACACGUGUGGCAUCUGCGGGCGAGGCUUUCUGCAGAGCACGCACCUCAAACAUCACCUGACCACUCACCGGCAGACAUCUUGACCAGUUCGCACUCCAGUGCGCCACGUUUCUCCUCACUUGUAACGGGGACUUAAUACUGCGGUACCCCCAUGUGGAUACGCAGACCAACACACUCGUUUUGUAAUAAAAAACAAAAAGUGGGACAUACAAACCCCGUUUCCAUAUGAGUUGGGAAAUUGUGUUAGAUGUAAAUAUAA
Messenger RNA from Nerophis lumbriciformis (worm pipefish), 1306 nucleotides. RefSeq lists its product as uncharacterized. Gene Ontology annotation, biological process: regulation of gene expression. Gene Ontology annotation, cellular component: nucleus. Lineage: Eukaryota; Metazoa; Chordata; Actinopteri; Syngnathiformes; Syngnathidae. The record is from RefSeq and is a predicted model, not a curated record.